AUGGCCAAAGGAUUAAGAGUAAUUUCAGAAAGAUUAUCAAGUAUAGAUGUGAUUGUUGAAUUUGAAGAUAUAGCAAAGUUAAAAGAACGAAUUAUAGUUUAUAAUAAAGCGGAUUUAGCUGAUGAAAAUGAUCAAACGGCUAUAAUAGAUGCAUUUAGAGAAUAUCGUAAACAGCGCGUAAUCUUUACAGAUGCAAUUGCGGAUAAGAAUGUAAAGAUGAUAAUCGACAUUGCAGCAAAUAAAGCAAUAAAAGAACCAGAAAGAUAUCCAUAUGUCACUGUAAUGGUAGUUGGUAUGCCAAACGUUGGAAAAUCAUCUUUGAUUAAUUCUAUGAGAAAGCUCGGUGUACAUAAAGGAAAGGCUGCAAAGACUGGCGCUUUACCGGGUGUGACAAGAUCUGUUUCCGCUACAUCAAUUAAAGUAUCAGAAGACCCAACUGUUUAUUUGAUCGAUACUCCUGGCGUUAUGGUACCACACAUUACUGAUCCUGUAGUUUCUCUAAAGGUUGCGUUGACAUGUGGUAUUAGGGAUCAUUUAUCUGAUGAAGAAAUUAUGGCAGACUAUUUACUUUGGAGGUUAAAUAAUUUUGGAAACUUUAG
Molecule: messenger RNA, 599 nt
Organism: Racocetra persica
Lineage: Eukaryota; Fungi; Glomeromycota; Glomeromycetes; Diversisporales; Gigasporaceae
Source: the annotation of a GenBank genome assembly